GACAAGGGGCCGAAGGCGCGCAGGGCCCGAGGCCGAGAGGGCUCUGAAGGCCGUGAGGCUGCUCCGCUCCCGCCCCGCUGAUGCCCGAGGGAGCCGAGCCAUGAAGGGGCAGCAAAAAGCAGCUGAGACCGAGGAGGGGACGGUGCAGAUCCAGGAAGGCUCGGUGGCCACGGGCGAGGACCCCACGAGCGUGGCCAUCGCCAGCAUCCAAUCGGCCGCCACCUUCCCCGACCCCGGCGUCAAGUAUGUGUUCAGGACCGAGGGCGGCGGCACGCAGGUGAUGUACCGGGUGAUCCAGGUGGCUGACGGGCAGCUGGACGCGCAGACCGAGGGCACCAGCGCCAUCAGCGGCUACCCGGCCACGCAGUCCAUGACACAGGCGGUGAUCCAGGGCGCGUUCACGAGCGAGGAGCAGGUGGACUCGGAGGCGGCUCCCAGCGAGACUCACUACACCUACUUCCCCGCGGCAGGUGUGGCCGACGGCGCCGCCGCCACCGCCGCCCCCGCCGCCACCGCCGUGGUGACCACGCAGAGCUCCGAGGCGCUGCUGGGACAGCCCACGCCCACAGGGCAGUUUUUUGUGAUGAUGUCACCACAGGAGGUGCUCCCGGGGGGGGCCCAGCGCUCCAUCGCCCCCCGAGCACACCCCUACUCCCCGAAGUCGGAGGCUCCUCGAGCCACGCGGGACGAGAAGCGCCGGGCACAGCACAACGAAGUGGAGCGCCGGCGCCGGGACAAGAUCAACAACUGGAUCGUGCAGCUGUCCAAGAUCAUCCCUGACUGCUCCAUGGAGAACACCAAAUCCGGACAGAGCAAGGGCGGGAUCCUGUCCAAGGCCUGCGACUACAUCCAGGAGCUGCGGCAGAGCAACCUGCGGCUGAGCGAGGAGCUGCAGGGCCUGGACCAGCUGCAGAUGGACAACGAGGUGCUGCGCCAGCAGGUGGAGGAGCUGAAGAACAAGAACCUCCUGCUGCGGGCGCAGCUGCGCCAGCACGGGCUGGAGAUCGUCAUCAAAAACGACACCCACUGACCCCAAAAACCCCAAAACUCACCCCAAAAAUCCACCCAACACCCCCCCCGCCCCCCCCCUCCCCUGCACCCCAAAAACCCCCCGGGACCCCUCCCCCACCCCCGCAGCCCCUCCCCCCCCGCGCUCGGUUCUGCCCCUCCCCUCCCCCAAUCAUGUGACCUCGCCCCCUCCCCCAAAUCCCCCCAAAAUCACCCCAAAAGUCGCCCCCCGCACCCCAAAAUUCGCCCCCCACGCUCUCGGCCCGGCGGGCCCCUCCCCCACCCCACCCCCUACCAUUUUGGGACCCCCCCCCCCCCUCCACCCCCUCCUUAAAAUUUGGGGCCCCUCCCCUUCCCCCCCCCCUCCAAAAAUGGGAUUUGGGGUCGCCCCUCCCCCCCCUACCCCGCGGCCCCCGGGGGGGUUUUGGGAUUUUGGGGGGGGGGAGGGGAUUUUGGGGGGGGGGGUUGGGACCCUCACGCCCCCUCCCCCCCCCACCCCCCCCUUUUUGCCCCUCCCCCCUCCCUUUCCCCUCCCCCCUCCCCCCUCCCCCCGCGGGGUUUUGGGAUUUUUUUUUUU
Molecule: messenger RNA, 1585 nt
Organism: Agelaius phoeniceus (red-winged blackbird)
Lineage: Eukaryota; Metazoa; Chordata; Aves; Passeriformes; Icteridae
Source: RefSeq, a predicted model, not a curated record